UGAAGAGGAGGGAGAGGUGCGGACGACGCAGGCAGGCAGACAGCUGACUGGGAGCCCUGGCCCUCCGCCUCUGACAGAAUGUGGGAGAGCAGGAAGUGAUGCGGGGGCUCCAUUCACUGCAGACAUGGAUACUCAACCCCUCAGGGUGGUAUGUUGAUCAAACAUCAGGUGAGACGGUGUCUGGCGCAAGAGGGAUUACUCUAAAACUGGGCACCCUCAACAUGGGCCAGUGUGUCACCAAGUGCAAGAACCCAUCUUCGACACUAGGCAGUAAAAAUGGUGAGAGGGAAUCCAGCAAGCAACCUAAAAGAAGUUCAAGCCACAAGGAGGAACACUUGGUUAGUGGGAAGGCAGCUGGAGACAUUCUUGUCAACGGAACAAAGAAAACCGAUGCCACAGUAGAAGGAAGUCAACAACAAGCACCUUCUGGUGACACCAAGAAAAAAGAGACUGGCAUGGGGGUGGAGAUGUCAUCUGUGCAGCGAAUCGAAGAAUUAUUUAAGAGAUACAAGGAUGAACGAGAAGAUGUCAUAUUAGAAGAAGGCAUGGAAAGAUUUUGCAAUGAUCUGUGUGUGGAUCCUACAGAAUUUAAAGUGUUAGUUCUGGCUUGGAAGUUUCAGGCCGCCACUAUGUGCAAGUUUACCAGGAAGGAGUUUUUCGAUGGCUGCAAAGCUAUCAAUGCAGAUAGCAUUGAGGGGAUUUGUAACAGGUUCCCUAGCCUGCUAAAUGAAGCUAAACAGGAGGACAAAUUUAAGGAUCUAUACCGCUUCACCUUUCAGUUUGGCCUGGACUCCGAAGAAGGUCAGAGGUCUCUUCACCGGGAAAUAGCCAUCGCCCUGUGGAGACUAGUGUUCACUCAAAACAAACCCCUCAUUUUGGACCAGUGGUUAGAUUUCCUAAUCGAGAACCCCUCAGGAAUCAAGGGAAUCUCCCGGGACACAUGGAACAUGUUCCUAAACUUUACUCAGGUGAUUGGACCAGACCUUAGCAAUUACAGUGAAGAUGAGGCCUGGCCUAGUCUCUUCGACACCUUUGUGGAAUGGGAAAUCGAACACCGGAGAAAGGAGAAGGAAACCAAAUGUAUUACAUUUUCAGGCACAGACGAUCUGAGUAUAGACAAACAAACUUAGCAACUUGAAAACCGCAAAAAAAAUUUAAAUAAAUGCAUUCUGGCCACCUUCAUUAAAUGUAAACUCUGAACCUUUUCUGGAAAUUUAAUGAAGAACUCAUAAUUUUUUUUUUCUUUGUUUUCUUAAUACACCUUUUUCUGCCUUCUAUUUGAAAGGGCUCUAAAUGCUGAUAACAUAUUUCAGGCACUUUCUUACCAUUUGGUUGGUUCUUUCUAACUAUAUUAUAUUUGUUUUUUAAAAUAUGGAAUUCCUCUUAAGGUGCCAGAAAGUGUUUUCAUCUUUAUAUUUCAGGUUUGCCUGGCACUAACAAACACAACUAGGCGCUUGGAAAGGGGAGGGAAGGGGUCUGGGUUUAAUGACCCGCGGGAGAAUUGUAUUUAAUUUAACCUUGUUGAUGUCAUUGGAAUUUGCAAAGCAAUGCAUUGUGGGACCUCUGGGUAAAAAGUAGCGAUGACCCGGCUCCUUAACACAUCAUGUGCCCUCUUUAAAUUUUACCUUUUUUAUGUUAAAUUAUUCACUGCUGGAGAUUUUCAAUAAUACGCUAGUCUUUGACAACUAGAAAGAGUAUAAAGUUCCAUCGUUGUGUAACUUUUCUUCCACUCUUAAUUACUGACCUUUGUUCCCCGACUAAUGAACCUUUUGUGAGAUUUUUCCAGCCUUGAACCCCCUUUGGUGCCAAAGGGGCUUGCAACAAAACUGUAUGUCUGUCUAUCUGGCAUGUAAAGGUUUUAAAAUAUGCAGCCCUUAAUGAGUGAGCCAGGGUCAUGUUUUUUAUCCUGUGUUUCAGGGUAGUUCCUUACUGUGUGUAGUGCUGUUUACAUUGUUGGGUUUUAAGAUUUGUAAUCGUUCAGUGGGGUUCAGAAGGGAACUCGUUUUCUCAGACGUUAUAUCAGAGCAUUAAACGUAUAUAUGUGCAUUUAGUUACAACGUGCAAGACUCCUGCAAAAAGAAAAGAAAAAACACCCUUGUUUAAAAAAAAAAAUUCACGCUUUUCAAGUAAACCUGUAAAAUAAUAUACCUUAUCCAAUUUGUGAAGUGGAAAUGAAGAACAACUGUCCCAGUUUAUAUUUU
Molecule: messenger RNA, 2201 nt
Organism: Pelobates fuscus (common spadefoot toad)
Lineage: Eukaryota; Metazoa; Chordata; Amphibia; Anura; Pelobatidae
Gene: DCUN1D3
Product: defective in cullin neddylation 1 domain containing 3
Exons: 3
Coding region: 99-1130 (343 amino acids)
Biological process (GO): protein neddylation
Cellular component (GO): ubiquitin ligase complex
Molecular function (GO): cullin family protein binding; ubiquitin conjugating enzyme binding; ubiquitin-like protein binding
Source: RefSeq, a predicted model, not a curated record